GGACAACUAAACAAAGCAAUAUACAUAGGCGGGUCUAGAAAUUGCCGCCAUUUUUCCAUUUUCCCUUUUACUUGUUCUUCCAACUUCCAGAAAGUUUCAACUCCGAUCAACUUUCUGGCGAACCACCACUGCACCAUGGCGGAGCACCACCCUUCAACGACUUCCAUAUUCCCCGGAAAAUCCUCCGUUCCUUCAAACGACACCGUUUUCUUCUCCAUAUACCCCGACUUCGCCUUUAACCUUUACAUAAUACCCACUACCCGAACCAAUCAACUCCACUUCCUUCACACCGAAAUCCUCCGGUUCCUCUCCCCUUACACUUCUUCUUACAUCUAUCAACACCACCCCUUCAGUCUCACCCCCACCCCCUCUACCCCCACUACCCCACCUUCCCUCUCCGGCCAUCUCCGUUACGGCGAUAACAUCGAUGAUGAAUGGUUCGUAGUCUUCCUCCUUUUCCAAAUAUCUCAUAAAUUCCCAGAUGUAUCUAUCCAAGUUUAUGAUUCUGAUGGAGAAUUUUUACUAAUUGAAUCCGCUUAUCAUCUCCCUAAAUGGGUCAACCCGGAUAGUGUACCUAAUCGGGUUUUUAUCCGGGGCGGGUUACUUCACAUUAUACCGAAUUCGUUACUUCCCGGUACUCCAUCAGUCUUCGAUUCGGUAAGAUUGUUGAGCAGUGGAGUCGGUUCGGAGCAAAGUCGAGCACCCGAAGGAGUACAGAAGCAGUUGGAGAGUAGGUUGAGGGAGUAUCCGGGGAGAAUUGAGAAAAAUGUGCAUAAGGUUAGGGUUAGGGUUCCGGUGAGUGUAGCGAAAGUGUUGAAGCACGAGGGGUGUUUGAUAUCGUUAGCUGUAGAAGGGUUUUACGAUAGGGAUAUUGAUACGAUGAAGUAUGCGGGGAAGAUGGAGAGGUUUUUAGGGGAGAGGGGUAGUGCGGAGGAGUUGGUGAGGGUUGUGGUUAGGAUGAGUAGGGCAAUGUAUGCACAGUUGAUGCAACAGACGUUUACGGCGCCCAAAUGUUAUCCUGCAUUGCCACCUAGGAGUGAUGUGGAGGGGUAUAAGGAAGCGGAGCUGGGAAUGAAGAUUGCUUGUGGAUUUGAGAUGAUUUAUCAGUUGAAGAAGAGGCAGUGUAUGGAGGGAAAAGGGAGUAGUUGGGACGCGUUUAUGCAGAGUUUAGAACGGAACGGGCAUUUUGAAGGGUUGUUACCGGGGUCAUAUCUGUAUAAAAGAUUGAAGCUGAAUGCUGAGUUGUAUUACAAGGAUAGUUCACUGCUUGAGAGAGAAAGUGCUAUGCUAAGUGCUCCAGUGCAAAGAAUAGAUGAGAUCCUUGCCCUUCCUGAGUCUGCUGAUGACUUUAAGGAUCAGGAGCUACCACCAUCUGAUGAUGAUUCAUGGCUUUAUGGUGGGGAGGAUGAGCUAAAUGCUGUUCUUCAAGAGAGGCAAAAGGAGAUGGAACUUUACAACUCAAAAAAGAAACAAAAAUCAAAAGAGCAGGAUGGCCCCAGCAAUGGUUCUGAUAAUUUUGAUUUAAAAGAUAUAUCGAAGUCUAUGCAAGCAUUUGUUACGAAAGUGGCCAGCUAUGAAGGUGCAGAGGUUCCAGAAGACAGGAAUCUUAAGGGCGUGGACUUUGAUGUGGAUCUCUUUAUGAAAGACAUGGAAUCGUUUGUGAGGCGUCAAGGCAAUGAAGACACUGGCAGGGAUGUUGAUAUAGGAGAAGGGUCAUCAUCAGAUAUGGAGUUUGAUGAAUCUGAAGAUGAGAUUGGCGAUGAGGAAGGUGCUGCUUUCAUGCAUUCGUAUUCGGACGCUCUGAAUGAAGAACUGAAAGGCACCACACUAAGUAAUACCUUUGUUCGUGCAAAUGGAGAGUCCGUCAAGAAAGAUGAGGGAACAUCUACUGCUACAGAAAGCAUGGAAGAGGAGUUCACUCCAGUAGAUGUUGAUUUCAAUCUCGUAAAGAAUUUCCUCGAUUCCUUUUCUUCUCAAGACGGACUUCCAGGACCUGCCUCUAAUCUGCUUGGACUUAUGGGUCUUCAGCUACCACCAGAUGCUCCUAGCAAAAGGAAAUAAGAAGCAUAUGCUUGUCGUGCAGCUUAUUUCUCGACUCCCUUUUUUCCCAUUCAAAUUCCAGUCUUUUGAUGGCAUUUCGAGUUUUUCCAUUUGAUAUGAACUUAUAAAUACUUUGAUGGGGAUGUUGAAUGUUGUAUAUCACCUGUUUGUAUGAGUUUAUAUAAUUCGUCUUCUCCUUGGUUCCA
Capsicum annuum is the source of this 2246-nucleotide messenger RNA. Its product is annotated as protein ecdysoneless homolog. Lineage: Eukaryota; Viridiplantae; Streptophyta; Magnoliopsida; Solanales; Solanaceae. Gene Ontology annotation, cellular component: nucleus. The coding region runs from base 136 to 2061 and encodes 641 amino acids. The record is from RefSeq and is a predicted model, not a curated record. The transcript is spliced from 5 exons.